AUGAUGAACGAAGGCGAUCCACCAGCCGCUGAAAAACAAGAUCCAGAAUCUCAGCCAUCUCAGACGCCAGCUGCUCCGGAACCCGGAAAGGAAGGAUCUGCCUCAUUUCUUCGAGCCGCCCGUGCCGGAGAUCUUGAGAAAGUUCUCGAAUUGCUCCGAGCAGGAACCGAUAUUAACACCAGCAAUGCAAAUGGAUUAAACUCUUUGCAUCUCGCUUCGAAAGAAGGACAUUCGGAAGUUGUUCGAGAAUUGAUUAAGAGACAAGCACAAGUCGAUGCAGCUACUAGGAAAGGAAACACCGCCCUCCACAUCGCUUCCCUUGCUGGACAAUCCCUCAUCGUCACGAUUCUCGUCGAGAACGGUGCCAAUGUAAAUGUUCAAUCAGUCAAUGGAUUCACCCCACUUUACAUGGCAGCACAAGAGAAUCAUGAAGACGUUGUUCGAUACCUUCUCAAUCAUGGAGCCAAUCAAGCUCUCUCCACAGAAGACGGAUUCACUCCAUUGGCUGUUGCUCUUCAACAAGGACACGAUCGUGUUGUCGCAGUUCUUUUGGAGAAUGAUGCAAAGGGAAAAGUUCGACUUCCAGCACUUCACAUUGCAGCGAAGAAGGACGACACGAAAGCAGCAACACUUUUGCUUCAGAACGAGCACAAUCCAGAUGUCACAUCAAAAUCCGGAUUCACUCCAUUACAUAUCGCAGCUCACUACGGACACGAGAAUGUUGGACAAUUGUUGUUGGACAAGGGAGCAAAUGUUAACUAUCAAGCUAGGCACAAUAUUAGUCCACUCCACGUUGCAACAAAAUGGGGACGUAUCAAUAUGGCGAAUGUUUUGUUGGCUCGUGGAGCUAUCAUCGAUUCAAGAACAAAAGACUUGUUGACUCCAUUGCAUUGUGCUGCACGUUCAGGACACGAUCAAGUUGUCGAUCUUCUGGUUGUUCAGGGAGCACCUAUUUCAGCAAAAACGAAGAAUGGAUUGGCUCCAUUGCAUAUGGCUGCUCAGGGAGAUCAUGUUGAUGCUGCUAGAACUCUUUUGUAUCACCGUGCUCCAGUUGAUGACGUCACUGUGGACUACUUGACACCUCUCCACGUAGCUGCUCAUUGUGGACAUGUUAGAGUUGCAAAACUUCUUUUGGAUAGAUCAGCUGAUCCCAACUCGAGAGCUCUCAAUGGAUUCACUCCUCUUCACAUUGCUUGCAAAAAGAACCGCAUCAAGGUGGUCGAACUUCUUCUCAAAUAUCGUGCAGCCAUCGAGGCAACAACGGAAUCGGGGCUGACUCCGUUGCACGUGGCUGCAUUUAUGGGAGCAAUCAAUAUUGUGAUCUACUUGCUUCAACAAGGUGCAAAUCCAGAUGUUGAGACAGUCCGUGGGGAGACUCCUCUUCAUUUGGCAGCACGUGCCAAUCAAACAGACGUUGUUCGUGUACUCAUCCGUAAUGGGGCAAAGGUUGAUGCACAAGCAAGAGAACUGCAAACACCUCUUCAUAUUGCCAGUCGUUUGGGGAACACUGACAUUGUUGUUCUUUUGUUGCAAGCUGGGGCUAAUUCGAAUGCAACAACAAGAGAUCAAUACUCACCAUUGCAUAUUGCGGCUAAAGAAGGUCAAGAAGAAGUUGUGGGCAUUCUUCUGGAUCACAACGCCAACAAGAGUCUUUUGACAAAGAAGGGAUUCACACCACUCCAUCUUGCAUCCAAAUAUGGAAAUCUUGAAGUCGUUCGACUUCUUCUGGAACGGGGUACUCCAGUCGAUAUCGAAGGAAAGAAUCAAGUGACACCACUCCAUGUUGCUGCUCAUUAUAACAACGACAAGGUUGCAAUGCUUUUACUCGAGAAUGGGGCCUCGGCUAAGGCGGCAGCAAAGAAUGGAUACACUCCAUUGCAUAUCGCGGCGAAGAAAAAUCAAAUGGAAAUUGCAUCGACACUUCUUCAAUUCAAUGCUGAUCCAAAUGCAAAGUCAAAAGCUGGAUUCAGUCCUCUUCAUCUUGCUGCUCAAGAGGGACACAAAGAAAUUACUGGACUUCUUCUUGAAAAUGGAUCAGAUGUGCAAGCGAAGGCUAACAACGGACUCACUGCGAUGCAUCUUUGUGCACAAGAAGAUCAUGUUCAAUGCGCAAAGAUUCUUCAUGAUUCUGGUUCUGAAGUCAACAGUAAAACGAAUGCAGGAUACACUCCACUUCAUGUUGCCUGUCACUUUGGACAACUCAAUAUGGUCAAAUUCUUGGUUGAUAACGGAGCAGAUGUUGGAGAAAAAACUCGUGCAUCGUACACUCCACUUCACCAAGCCGCCCAACAGGGUCAUAACAACUGCGUCCGAUACCUUCUUGACAAUGGAGCAUCACCGAACGAGCAAACUGCGACCGGUCAAACUCCACUCUCGAUCGCUCAACGUCUUGGCUACGUCUCGGUUGUCGAAACCCUCCGAACUGUUACCGAAACCACUGUCAUCACAGAGACUACAACAGUCGACGAACGAUAUAAACCACAGAAUCCGGAGGCGAUGAACGAGACAAUGUUCUCCGAGUCGGAAGAUGAAGGACAAGCGGCUGAACAUGAAGCAGCUGCGGCUCAUGCGAAGGACUUCUCCGAUAAUUUGACACAAGGAUUGCAAGAUUCGACAGGAGUUCAUAUGAUCCAUACUGGAGAACAGCUCCUCCAAAGAAGUCAAGAACUCGAGAACGGUGGUGCCAUUCCAAAAGUCAACUCGGGUGGCAUGUCCCCAGAAAAAGAAUUCGCCAAGAUUGCCCCAGUCGCCACAUCAUCUCCAAUUGCCACAUCACACUCGCAACCACUUGGAAUUGCUCCAAGAGCUGGAUCAAUUUCUGGUCAAUUCCAACAACAACCACUUCACGGUGCAGGACCAGAAGACAAUCUGGAAGAACUUGUACGACGUGCACAGAAUCAUCCGAUUCAUACUGGAAAUUAUGAUACAAGUGGAGCAGCAAUGUUGGAGAACGGACAUGCUGACAACGUUCCAAUUGGACAUCAUGUAACACAACCAAGUUUCCUCAUCUCUUUCCUCGUCGAUGCACGUGGAGGAGCGAUGCGUGGAUGCCGUCAUUCUGGAGUCAGAAUUAUUGUUCCACCAAGGAAAGCUUCUCAACCAAUUCGUGUUACUUGCCGCUACUUGAGAAAGGACAAGCUUGCCCAUCCACCACCACUCAGCGAAGGAGAAGAACUUGCGUCAAGGAUCCUCGAGAUGGCUCCAGCAGGUGCUAAAUUCUUGGGACCAGUCAUUCUCGAAGUUCCACACUUUGCAUCUCUCAGAGAUCGUGAACGAGAAAUUGUCAUUUUGAGAUCGGAUGACGGACAACACUGGAAGGAACAUCAACUCGAAGCAACAGAAGAUGCAGUUCAAGAAGUCUUGAAUGAGUCAUUCGAUGCUGAAGAUCUUGCUCAACUUGAUGAUCUUCAAACUCCAAGAAUCACCCGAAUCCUCACAAGUGACUUCCCAAUGUAUUUCGCCGUUGUCACCCGUGUCCGUCAAGAAGUUCACUGCGUUGGACCAGAAGGAGGAGUCAUCAUUUCAUCUGUGGUUCCACGUGUUCAAGCUAUCUUCCCAGAUGGAUCACUCACCAAGACAAUCAAAGUCUCAGUGCAAGCUCAACCAGUUCCACAAGAAAUGGUCACUCGACUCCACGGAAAUCGUGUCGCUGUCUCACCAAUCGUCACCGUUGAGCCACGUAGGAGGAAGUUCCACAAACCGAUUACCCUCUGCAUACCACUUCCACAAAGUAACAACAAGGGAAUGCUCACUCAGUAUUCUGGACAACAAGGACAAGAACCACCAACUCUUCGACUAUUGUGCUCAAUUACUGGAGGAUCUGCACCAGCUCAAUGGGAAGAUAUCACUGGAACAACUCAGUUGACAUUCACUGGAGAUGAGGUAUCAUUCACUACAACUGUAUCUGCUAGAUUCUGGUUAAUGGAUUGCCAAACACCACGUGAUGCUGCUAGAAUGGCUCAAGAAGUCUACAACGAGGCUAUCUCCAUCCCAUACAUGGCCAAGUUUGCUGUCUUUGCGAGAAGAACUUUCCCAGUCGAAGGACAACUUCGUGUGUUCUGCAUGACUGACGACAAGGAGGACAAAACUUUGGAAAAACAAGAACAUUUCAAGUUAAUUGCCAAGAGUAGAGAUGUCGAAGUGCUCAAGGGAAAACAUCAAUUCCUUGAGUUCUCUGGAAAUCUCGUUCCAAUUACCAAAUCUGGAGAUCAACUUUCACUUUUCUUCCUUCCAUUCCAAGAGAAUCGAUUGGCAUUCAUGGUUAAGACAAGAUCAAAGGAUGAAUCUGAAGCAGCCACAGAAGGAAGAAUCGGAUUUAUGGCAGAGCCAAAGAUCAGAUCAGAUGCUCUUCCACCACAACAACCAAUCUGCACAUUGGCUAUCUCACUUCCAGAAUAUACUGGAGAAGUGAAAGCAACUCCAGCACCAAAGAGGGACUCCACUCCAUUUGAACAACGAUAUGGAUCAGCCCUCGAGAAAGAACUCCCAGAAUUUGUACAUGAAAAUGUACUGAAAGGAAUUGGAGCAGAUUGGCCACGUCUUGGACGUGCUCUCGAAGUUCCACACCGAGAUAUUCAACACAUUAGGAAACAUUACCCAACUCAAGAAUGCAAGAACACCUUGAAAAUCUGGAUUCAUCUCAAGAAGGAAGACGCCAAUCAAGAGAACUUAGACCUAGCCCUUAGACAGAUUGGAAGAGAUGAUAUCGUCCGAUCGAUUGCAUAUGGAGAGCCAGAAGCAUUGAUCAACUACAGUCAAGCUGAUUCGCCGAGUCAGAAGCGUGAGCCAAUUCGUCACUUCGAAGAUGUUCCAGCCGCUACUUUGGUGAAAAGAGAAGUAAGAACAGAAGAUUUGGUCACGAGAGAACCAAUUCAACCAACUCAUCAUGUGGAACAAUCGACGACUGUUGCACAAGAACCAUCAUAUUCAGCCCCAGUUCAUCACAGUCCCGUACCAGAAGAACCAGAGUUGGAAGAAGAAGCACCAGUAGCCGAGAUGCGAACUGUUGUCCGAACGGAACGACAUGUUCAUGACACGGAUGACGGCCCAGUUGUCGAAGAAAGAACAAUCACGACAACAUAUGAAGAUGACGUGGCAGUCAACGAGAACAUCAGUGACCGAACCGUCCCAUUGAACGAGGAAGAACAGCAAAAAUGGGAAGAACUGAACCGUUUGGCUGACGAAUCCUCACCAUCCCCUGCUCAACGCUCAACUGUAGCUGAAAGCACCUCGGAGCAGGUUCCAGAAGACGUCGAACAAACCGUAGAGUCGGAAAGCCAUCGUGAAGAUGAUGGAACAAUUGUCACGACGACAGUAACCACUAGUCACAUCAGCGAAUCUCCAUUGGGUUCCCCAACAACAAGAUCAGAAGAACCAGAAGAACACCGUCACAGUGAAGGAGAACACGAAGGUAGAGCCUGA
Messenger RNA from Caenorhabditis remanei, 5421 nucleotides. RefSeq lists its product as uncharacterized. Lineage: Eukaryota; Metazoa; Nematoda; Chromadorea; Rhabditida; Rhabditidae. Bases 1 to 5421 code for a protein of 1806 amino acids. Gene Ontology annotation, biological process: signal transduction. The transcript is spliced from 12 exons. The record is from RefSeq and is a predicted model, not a curated record. Gene Ontology annotation, molecular function: protein binding.